GUUUGCAGUUGUAUCGCCAUAUUGUAUAUUUAACGCGGGUCACUGGCGCGUGUAUGGGCUUUCCGUAAGAUUUUCUGCUGAAUAAAAGUGCGUGAAUUGAGAGAUAUCGUAAAAUAUCACGCACAAUGGAUCCAGAAAAGUUGAAAGUGGUCGAUUUACGGACAGAACUCUCACAGCGUGGACUCGAUACGAAAGGCGUCAAGUCAGUGCUCGUUGAGAGACUUCGUAAGGCAAUAGAGGAAGAAAAUGCAAGUCAGGAAGAUGCAAAUGCAAAUGCAGAAAAUAUACACGAUGCAAGAGAAAAUGAUGAAAAAUCAACAGAUUCUGCGAAAGUUCCACAGACACCAAAAAAGUCUUCUAGAUUGGCUAAAAGCACCUCAGCGGUAGCACCGCGCGAAGCUCCUGCAGUAAAGAAACGAAGAACUUCUAGAGUCACUUACUCUAGGAAACGGACAUCUCCAAAAAAAACUGAUCAAAAUGAUAUGUCACGUGAACCAUCACCUACUAUAUCGGAAUCUGCUUUGCAAGAGGAAUCCACUAUACCGGAAGAAACUAUGGAGCAAGAAGAAAAAGCUGAUUUAUUGGAAAAAAACAAUGAAACGGAUGCUAAAAAAUCUUUAUCAGAUAUAGGAAAUGAGGGUUUGAAUUCAACAAAAGUUACAAAAACAGAUGAUGAAUCGAAGAACAUCAAUCCUACAAAAAAUAGCGAACGUGAGACAAAUGUUUCCCAAGCGUCUAUUGUAAAAUCACCUAUGAAAAGUAGCGAAACUAUCAAGUUGCCUUUGAAAAAGUCAGACGAAAUAAAAGAUAUUUGUCAAGUAUCUAUUACAAAGUUACCUGCGAAGUGUAGCAAAAUUGUUAAGUCGUCUUUGGAAAAGCCAGAAGAAAAGAAAGACAGCGUGCAAGCAUCUGUUACAAAGUCACCUGUUAAAUGUAGCGAAAUUGUUAAGUCGCCUUUGAAAAAAUCGGAAGAGAAGAAAGAUGAUUUGCAAGCAUCUGUCACUGUGAAGUCACCUGUGAAGAGUAGCGAAAUUGUUAAGUCACCUUUAAAAAAGUCAGAAGAGAAGAAAGAUGAUUUGCAAGCAUCUGUCGCUAAGUCACCUGUAAAGAGUAAUGAAAUUGUUAAGUCACCUUUAAAAAAGUCAGAAGAAAAGAAAGAUGUCUUGCAAGCAUCCGUAACAAAAUCACCUGCAAAGAGUAGCGAAAUUAUUACUUCACCUUUGAAAACUGUAGAAGAAAAAAUAGAGAAAACAGAUAAUACGGAUCAAAAGCAACAACCAGUAACACAGAUGACAUUAAAGGAAGAAACGUCGAAAAGUACGGAAGUUGCAAAAGAAACCAUAAAAAUUGAAUCUAAUGAGUUUCAGAAUGAUACACCAAAAGCAACUAAUGACAAACAUGAUGGAAUAGAUGGUAUGAAUAAAGAGGUCGUUAAAAACGAGAAGAAGAAUGAAGAACUAGCAGACGAUGUUCAAGUUAUAGAACCUGUUAAUGAUGUUAAAACUACUAACAUUCCUGAAUCAGAGUUACUAAUUGAUGAUUCAUACAAGGAAGAUAAAAAUGUAUAUGAGAAUGAAAAUCUCCAAUCAAACCUUGAAGAUCAGUUCAUGGAGGAUGAAGAAGUUGAAUCUAGCAACAAACCAGAAAUGGAAGAUAAUAUUGACAACAAAGAAGAUGAUCAGGAUAUAGAAAUGAUAGAAAUUAAACACGAAGAAGAUACAGAUGUAGAUAUGAAAGAAGGAACUAAGAAUGAUGUAGUUAAGGAUAGAAAGCGGAAAAGGUCGCCCAGUCCUCUAGGAGAUCGUCAUGAACCGCCAGCGAUGCUCGUCGAGAAUGAACCGGAAAUUGACGAUUCUGCCUUAAUUUUAUCUUGGUACGAUUCGGAUUUAAAUUUAGUUAUCGACGAGGAUGGAUUUUUUACUGCUACCCCUAUGCACAAUGAUGGAUUUUCGCAUAUGUGGGCUGGCGCAAGAGCCUCGUACGGUUUUCUCUAUGGAAAAGUUUAUUACGAGGCAAAAAUCGUGGAUCUCUGUGCUAUCGAUGCAGAGAAUGAAGACCAUCCGCAUAUACUAAGAAUCGGUUGGUCUACUUUGUACACGUCGAUGCAACUUGGAGAAGAAAAGUUCAGUUUUGGAUACAGUAGUACUGGGAAAAAAUUAACAGACAAUCAGUUCGAAGAUUAUGGGCUUCAGUUCGGCAAAGACGACGUUAUCGGAUGUUACUUCGAUGCAACAUCCGAAAGUAACAUCAUAUUAUCUUACACUGUAAAUGGAAAAGAUCAAGGCACGGCGUUCAAUAUCUCCAAAGAAGAGCUUGGCGACAAGCCAUUAUUUCCCCACAUUUUAAGCAAGAAUUGCAGCUUCGCCUGCAACUUUGGCCAAGAAAAGCCAUGGGUAGAAGAGGUUUUACAAGACUACGUUUCAAUCGGGAAUGUGGACUCACAGUAUAAGAUCCCUGGUCCGCGGAGACCAGGCAAGAAAGAAGAAUGCGAAGUAAUAAUGAUGUGUGGGUUACCCGGUUGUGGGAAAACUACCUGGGCAAUGAAACAUGCCACCGAGCACUCCCAGAAAAUGUUCAAUAUAUUAGGACUUAAUACUCUAAUCGACAAAAUAAAAGACCCAAGCUCUUCUCAAAAAGCGGACAAUAACGAUCAAUGGGAAACACUUAUUAACAAAUGUACACGCGCAUUGGAUACAUUACUGGAAAUGGCUCCAACUAGAAGGCGUAAUUAUAUUCUAGAUCAGACAAAUGUAUAUCCUUCUGCACAAAGACGUAAAAUGAAGAAUUUUAGUGGAUAUCAGCGAAAAGCCGUAGUGCUUGUACCAUCUGAAGAAGAAUUUAAAUCGCGUAUUGCUAAACAUAAGUUGGUCGAAGGCAAGGAACCUAGCGAUUCUGCACUUCUGGAAAUGAAAGCAAAUUUCAGAGCUCCAGUCAGUGGUGAAUUCUUCGAUGUCAUCGAUUGGGUUGAACUCGACCAAGAAGAGGGCAAGAAAGUUAUAGGAAAAUACAAUAAAGAGGGAAGAGACGCUGGAUACGGUCAGCAACAAAGUAAACGACCGCGACUCGAAUCAAGACCAGAAAGCACCCGAGAAAAUCGAAAUGAGGUUCGAAGUAAUCGUGAUAACAGAGAGAGUCGAGAUUAUCGUGACAGACGAGGCAAUAAUUAUUCUGAGAGAAAUCGUAAUCCUGCCUGGCGUGGUGGUAACAUGGGUUGGCGAGAUAGGCCUCAAAGGGGUGGACAUAACAGACACGGCAUUGGUUACGGUCCUCCGGCAACAUGGAGAGGAAGAGGAGCGCCUAUUCCACUUGUACACCGUGGAAUGGACAGAAGAGGUGGUAAUGUGGAUAGAAGAAUAGGAAACGAUAGAGGCCGAGCAACGGUUUCUCGUCAAGGUGGCUGGGCUCCGAUGGGAAAUUAUCAAGGGUCGCAACAAUCCGCUUGGAAUCAGCAAAGCAACUGGUCAAGUGGUCAGUCUCAGGGAGGGUGGGGUCAACAGAAUAAUUGGGGAGGAUCACAACAACAAUGGGGAACCUGGAAGAGCUAUGGUCAAGGCUCGUACAGUCAACAGGGUUAUGGUAAUGGAAAUUGGAAUAGUUGGAAUCAGCAGUAUUGCAAUCAGUAUUGGGGCCAGCAACAACAACAACAGCAACAGCAGCAACAACAGGGUGGGCAAACUACCACCAGUGGUCAGGCUGUAAACAAACAAUAAUCUACCAUGAUAUAUAUGUUAAAAUGGUGGAGCGGACAGUAAGGCAGAUACGACAAGCGUAACAACUGCUUUAUCUGACGAUUCCAUUGGAUAUAGUCACCCGCAAGAGCGACGAGAGUAUAUAGUAAACUAUACUCCUGGUCAGCGUGUUGUCAAUACCGGAUAUCGGUUUUGAUUACACACAAAUAGAUGGACAAAUGUUUCCACGACAAUAUAUUCACGAUUUUUGUUCGUAUAUUUUUUAAUGUACGAAUCUCAAAAUUAUUGUGGUUUUGUAACUCGAGCAACAAUCUAGAUUUUGUCACAUGAAGGCACCGUUACACAUGCACCAUGAAACAAAAUAUUUUGCAUUGAGAAAUGCAAUACGAAGUGAAUUAUAGUGUUAUACAUUAUGAAUUAAGAUUGAUGAUCGCGAAAGAAGCAUGUAACAACAGGAACGUAUUCGUAUUAUGUACGUAGUUUUUAAAACGAGUAAAAGGGGGUAACGUAUAAUAAACGUUUUGUUACGGCUUUUAAUUGAAAGAUCGAUCAAGAGGAAGAGUAUCACGUAUGGGUACACUACGCAAUUAGCUCUAAGAUUGAAAUAUUUGCAAUGUUUUAUCGCUCUCGGAAAAGGAUCGUGUAAAUAUGUACAGAUUUUCAAACGUAUUACACGAUACGUUUAUUGGAAAUCUAUUUAUAUAUUAAGUGAAGUACCAUGUAAUAAAAAAAAAAAGAAAAUGAAGAAAAAACAGAUUAACAUUCUCAACACACGAGAGUAAUAUUGUAUAUGAUUUUGUCUUAUCUUUCUAUACAAAUGAAAUGAUGUACAAAAGAGAAUAUCGUAUCACGAAUAAAUUAUUACUGGAUUUGAUUCAUAUGUAUCCGCGUUUUAUUAAGCGAACAAAUUCAUUGAGAUUACCAGAACAUGUUUAUUUUCGAAUCGAAUCAUAUUUUGUAAUUAUGCUCUGCGAUUAAGAGAUGCGAUUGUUACCCAACGUUCUUCCUCCUACUCCAACUCUUCCUCCUCCGCUAUCAUCGCCACCGUCAUCAUCAUCGAUAUAAUUAUGUUCAUAAACAUAAUUCCCUCUAUUCCUUGUUUUGUUCCAUUUUUAUCGGUCUUGGUUACCCGUUGCAAUAAGCUUAACAAGCAAAGCAUAGUACCCGUUUUUAUUUUAUGCUUCGUUUUUUUCGGUUGUAACGAAAAGUUUUUUUUUUAUAGUUACAGGAUGAUUGUCUUUUUACCUCCUUUCUCUGAAAUAUUUUGUACAGUUUGUGAGACUUCGAAUUAAGGUACUUCUUAAGCACUGAACGAUAUAAAAGAUGUAAGUCGAAUAAGAUUUAAUACACGUACAAAGAUAAUCUGUGUACUCACGCGUUACCACGAUUCGAAGUCGACAAUGAUCAAAUUAUACUAGAUUGCGUUACAUCGCGAGUCCAUGAC
Colletes gigas is the source of this 5133-nucleotide messenger RNA. Its product is annotated as heterogeneous nuclear ribonucleoprotein U-like protein 1. Gene Ontology annotation, molecular function: protein binding. Lineage: Eukaryota; Metazoa; Arthropoda; Insecta; Hymenoptera; Colletidae. Bases 126 to 3710 code for a protein of 1194 amino acids. The record is from RefSeq and is a predicted model, not a curated record. The transcript is spliced from 10 exons.